UUUGAAACCCCCCCAAGGUAAGGGACCGUGUGAUUAGAGCGCAAGUAAUCAAUCAUUCGAAGCCCAGCGCUGAAGACGAAGAUUUUUCCCUAUGGAGGCACAAAGAAUCGCCCACAGUGGUCAAUCCCGUUGCUCAAUUGCCACGAGUCACCGACCAGCACGUUCGAAACCAUGCUCUUUCUUGCUCCAGGCUUCAUGUUUCCUUCCGCCCCAGUGUCAUUGAGUCCUUAUGGCCUGUUCAUGGAGGACAAGCCCGUGAUAUCCACGGGCUCCUAUAUUGUUCGCGAUGGAAAGGCCAUCCACCUCCAAGCCCGAGUCCUUGCUCAGACGACAAUUUCGCCGCCGUCCCCAAAGCCAGAGCCCCGAGCAGUUGAGGACGCGGUGGACCGCUACGAAGAGGUGGUCCGGGCCCCCUACGACUACCUCCGCUCUCUGCCCGGAAAGGACAUCCGCGGCAAGCUAAUCGCCGCCUUCGACGAGUGGCUCCAGGUGCCCGCAGACAAACUAAUCAUCGUCAAGGAGGCCAUUGAAACCCUCCACACCGCGUCUCUCCUGAUUGACGACAUCCAAGACUCCUCCAAACUCCGUCGUGGUAGCCCCGUCGCCCACAGUAUAUUUGGCAUCGCGCAGACGAUCAACUCAGCUAACCAUGCCUACUUUCUCGCCCAGGAGAGGGUGCUCGCUCUGAAUGAUCCGCGCGCGCUGGUCAUCUUCACCCGCGAGCUCCUCAGCCUGCACCGCGGCCAGGCAAUGGAUCUGUACUGGCGGGAUGCGCUCAUCUGCCCAACCGAAGAGGAAUAUAUCGAGAUGGUGUCGAACAAGACUGGCGGGCUUUUCCGACUAGCCGUGCAGCUGAUGCAAACUCUGAGCACGGUCAAUAUCGACUGCACAGAUCUAGUCGAGCUCCUAGGAAUCAUCUUCCAAAUCCGAGACGACUACAUGAACCUCCAAGCCGACACCUACACCAAGAACAAGGGCUUCAGCGAAGAUAUCACCGAGGGCAAAUUCUCCUUUCCAAUCAUCCACAGCAUCCACGCCCAGCCACGCAAUACACAACUGCUGAGUAUUUUGAGCCAGCGGACGGAAGACGAGUCUGUGAAGGCCUAUGCAACGCGGUAUAUGGAGUCCACGGGGAGCCUCCAGUUCUGCUUAGACCGGCUGGACGCCUUGCUAGACGAGGCAGCUGAGUUGGUGAACGGAUUGGAGCAGUUGCUCGGCCCCUCCAAGGGUAUUCGGGAUAUCUUGGCUCUGUUGCGUGUUACGGGACGGGACCGUUGAUGUGUCAGGUUGUUCCUAUCGGCUGGAUUAUCUUUAGGGCAGAAUUUCCAGCAUCGGCUACUGCAUUUUGGCAUUCCGAGUGACGUGAGCCGGCAUGGCGUGGUUGUGUAUUCGGCUGGGUCUACUCUUGCUACGCACGUAUCCUGGCAACGACCUUGACUGUAUCAGAUGGGGUGGAGACGGAGUGAUUAGCAAUCCAGGCCAGCAGACGGGAGGUGCGACAUUAAGCGCUUGGGAU
Messenger RNA from Aspergillus candidus, 1516 nucleotides. RefSeq names its product FPP/GGPP synthase family protein. Gene Ontology annotation, molecular function: prenyltransferase activity. NCBI's taxonomy places the organism in Eukaryota, Fungi, Ascomycota, Eurotiomycetes, Eurotiales, Aspergillaceae. The record is from RefSeq and is a predicted model, not a curated record. Gene Ontology annotation, biological process: isoprenoid biosynthetic process. Bases 172 to 1278 code for a protein of 368 amino acids. The transcript is spliced from 4 exons.